GUCACUAGAAUGUGAGCAGCAGAGCCCGGCUGGGAGAGCAAACGGCAGGCGCCUUUGCGGGACUGGGGUCUGAGAGGCUCUGCGCCGCUAAGCCAGAGCGGAUCUCUUCGGCCGGGAGCGCCCGCAAGAUGAGGGUCCAGCUGCUCCUUUGGAUCUGCUUGCUGAUCAUGACUGGCGUGCUCCGGGGCAACGGGCAGAGGCCAGCUAACUUGUCCUUGAGAAGAAAACUUCACCGACAGCACUGUUCCCACAGGAGAUGCAUGCCCCUGCAUUCCAGAGUGCCCUUUCCCUGAGUUUGUGUCCACUGCUGAGAAGAUGAGCCAAGUGGAGGAGGCCAAAUGACAGAAUUCGAUAGCUUCGCAGGUGUUAUCUAUGCAGGUGUCCUAUGAGCCAUCAUCAGGAAGCAUAAAAAAAAACCUUAUCAAGAAGGCUUUGAAACAGCUUCACAGGAGUUUUCAGUUUCUCUAAGCAGGGAGAAAAACAAUGAAGAACAAAGUGACCCUUUCUAGAAGUUCUGGAAAAUCAUCAGUGCAAUAUGAUAGCUAUUCUUCUCUACAUAUCAGUACAGCACUCAAGGAGACAAAAAGCAAACUUUGAACAAUUAUGGGAUCAUUUAAACAACUGUUGGUACAUUAAUGGUGUUAUAGUCAUAUCUUUCACUCAGUUAACACUAACCCCAAGUUCAUAGUAUAGCACAGUAAAAUAUGAAUUGUUCCACAAAUAAAGCAGAUACUGCUUCAUGUUUAGAAUGCACAUUGACUGUUUUAUGGCAUCCAUUAUUCAAACAACCUUCCUGUUAUAAGACUAGAAUGAUACCUUGCUUUGGCUAGGUAGCUAUUUGUUUCCUAGCAGAAAGUUCUUAAAUACUGAUUAACCUCCAAUGUAAUGUCUUAAUGUUGGAACCUUACUUUGGAAUUCCAGGUAAAGCGAUGCUGAUAAGAGUUUUGCUGUUAUCAAAAAGUCCACUUUAAGUCUUCUUCAAAAGUAUUCCUGGGUGUAUUUGUGCUAAUCUUAAUAUGUUUACAAGCAUAUUCUGAGAUUCAAUUAUUUCGUUAUAGCAUGUUUGUAACUGUAUAUGCUGUAAAAAUUGUACUUCAAAUAGCAUUGUCAUUUUAAAUCUUUGUAUAAUUUUUUCAAAUUAUAUUCUGUUCACGGAUAUUAUGCACAUCCAAAGACAAGUGAAGUAUUUGCCUAAUUUGUAAAUUUCAUAAGAAAUCUGUGUAAACUCUUAACAACUUUUAUGGAGUUAAAUAAAAUACAAUUCCAAUCA
Messenger RNA from Heteronotia binoei (common prickly gecko), 1270 nucleotides. RefSeq names its product apelin receptor early endogenous ligand (gene APELA). Gene Ontology annotation, molecular function: apelin receptor binding. The transcript has 3 exons. The record is from RefSeq and is a predicted model, not a curated record. The coding region runs from base 129 to 293 and encodes 54 amino acids. Lineage: Eukaryota; Metazoa; Chordata; Lepidosauria; Squamata; Gekkonidae. Gene Ontology annotation, biological process: apelin receptor signaling pathway; heart development.